GUCUACUGGUGCCCAAUUAUUUACUAUAUAUUGGAGUUACAUUCCCCGUCAUAUCCCUCUCAUCAACAGCAAUUUACACACACAGAGACAGAGAAUCGGUCAAUCGAUCUAGAUUUGAAAUCAUUUCAAAACCAUCACUAUUGCCGUGGUUUAAUUAAUUGAAUCUACUUCAUAAUGGUAUUUCUCCGUUCUUUCUCCCGCCAGCUUCGGCGGCCUGCCACCUCUCUCCUUUCUUCUAAAGGAUCUCUUACUUCUAGCAGUCCCUUCAGGGCUUCUCUGGCCAAUUCCAUUGCUGGUGCGCGUACGCUGACCGCCUCUGCGAGCUUACAGGGUAAAGUUCUUAUGGUCCUCUAUGACGGCGGAGAGCACGCCAAGCAACAACCUGGUCUCUUGGGUACCACCGAGAACGAACUCGGAUUAAGGAAGUGGAUUGAGGAGCAGGGCCACACUCUGGUCACCACCUCCGACAAGGAGGGCGAGAACUCUACCUUCGACAAGGAACUCGUUGAUGCUGAGGUCAUCAUUACCACACCCUUCCACCCCGGCUAUCUCAACGCGGAGCGCCUGGCCAAGGCCAAGAACCUCAAAAUCGCAGUAACUGCUGGUGUUGGAUCGGACCACGUCGAUCUGAACGCUGCUAACAAGACCAAUGGCGGUAUCACUGUCGCUGAGGUGACUGGCUGCAAUGUCACCUCCGUUGCUGAGCAUGUCGUUAUGACUAUUCUUACCUUGGUCCGCAACUUUGUCCCCGCCCACGAGCAGAUCGCCCGUGGUGAGUGGGACGUUGCCGCUGUUGCUAAGAACGAGUUUGAUUUGGAGGGCAAGGUCGUCGGAACUGUCGCUGUUGGCCGCAUUGGCGAGCGUGUCCUCCGCCGCCUCAAGCCCUUUGACUGCAAGGAGCUUCUGUACUAUGACUACCAGCCCCUUAGCCCCGAGGCAGAGAAGGAAAUUGGCUGCCGCCGCGUUGACACCCUCGAAGAGAUGCUUGCUCAGUGUGAUGUUGUUACGAUCAACUGCCCCCUCCACGAGAAGACCCGUGGUUUGUUCAACAAGGACCUCAUUUCCAAGAUGAAGAAGGGCUCGUGGCUCGUUAACACUGCCCGUGGCGCCAUUGUUGUGAAGGAGGAUGUUGCCGAAGCCCUUAAGUCCGGCCACCUGAGAGGCUAUGGUGGUGAUGUCUGGUACCCUCAGCCCGCCCCGAAGGACCACCCACUCCGCUACGCCCAGCACCCAUGGGGUGGUGGCAAUGCUAUGGUUCCUCACAUGUCUGGUACCUCAAUCGACGCCCAGAUCCGUUACGCUCAAGGCACCAAGGCUAUCCUCGACAGCUACUUCUCUGGUCGCCAUGACUAUAAGAAUGAGGAUCUCAUCGUUCACGGCGGUGAUUACGUCACCAGGGCCUAUGGUCAGAGAAACAAGGCCUAGGCCUCUAGAAUCACUUGGGAGUGACUUUAUUAAAAUGCUUUCUUGGCGCACGCUUCUGGUUUGAAGAGUCCUCGGCAAUUUUUACUUAUGAUACCUGAAAUUCAGAUGGUUUUAUUCUCACAUAAUAUUGGUAUGGAGUAAGUUGGUCUUUGUAGAUUUAUUAAAGAAUCUAAACCAUAGAAUGGCAUAAUUACUGGCGUAA
Messenger RNA from Aspergillus alliaceus, 1627 nucleotides. It is a transcript of the gene fdh, whose product is annotated as formate dehydrogenase (NAD+) FDH1. The record is from RefSeq and is a predicted model, not a curated record. Gene Ontology annotation, cellular component: cytosol. The transcript is spliced from 5 exons. Bases 175 to 1425 code for a protein of 416 amino acids. Gene Ontology annotation, molecular function: oxidoreductase activity, acting on the CH-OH group of donors, NAD or NADP as acceptor; formate dehydrogenase (NAD+) activity; NAD binding. NCBI's taxonomy places the organism in Eukaryota, Fungi, Ascomycota, Eurotiomycetes, Eurotiales, Aspergillaceae.